Messenger RNA from Ostrinia nubilalis (European corn borer), 4020 nucleotides. RefSeq names its product inositol polyphosphate-4-phosphatase type I A-like. Gene Ontology annotation, cellular component: cytoplasm. Bases 258 to 3716 code for a protein of 1152 amino acids. NCBI's taxonomy places the organism in Eukaryota, Metazoa, Arthropoda, Insecta, Lepidoptera, Crambidae. Gene Ontology annotation, molecular function: phosphatidylinositol-3,4-bisphosphate 4-phosphatase activity. The transcript is spliced from 18 exons. The record is from RefSeq and is a predicted model, not a curated record.
GCGUGUUUCUUUCUCGCUAUUUUGUUUUUAUAGAUUUUUGGCGAUACAUUUAAAAAGAAACGCCCAUAAAAAUGAAUUAAUCAUGUUAAUCUAACUAAAUUUAGCUUUCUUUGGUAUUUAUGGCUUGAACUUGUAAAUUAUUGAAGUAUUUAUUUUAGUCUUCCAGCGAUGUUUUGUUUCCAAUCACACCUCGAAACGAAUUUCUCUAUAAAGUACUGUAAAGAUUAUUGAGCAGUGUAAUAAGUAAUGUCAUCAUAAUGCGUUACAAUAAACAAGAAUUAUUUGCAUUGGCAUCGCAGACCUCGCAGAAUUUUGAUCGCGAGGGUGUUUUGGUGUUGAAGGAGCGGCAGGAUGGAUUUUUUCGCAGAUCUGAAGGAUGCUCGGUGCGAUGGUUCCGACUUAGAGGGAAUCUGCUGUUCUACUUAAAAGGGCCGGAGCCAUGGUACGAGCCCAUGGGCGUUAUAGUGCUGGGUCAUCACCAGGUCAAGGUGCAGACACAAGAUGAAAAUGGACAUUGGCCGUUCCAAAUCAUCUGGGAGAACGGUGUUUGCUACCGGAUGGCGACAUUCCACGAAUCCGAGCGAACGUUGUGGUUGAAAGCCAUCCAGAUGGCGUCGUACGACCACAUGAACUCCCAGAUAGCUGCACUCAAGGAACGGCUCAACCGCAUCAGACCCAUCAUCGACAUAGCAAGUUACAGGAUGCAGAAGGGUAUUAUUAUCGACAUGAACGAGGUGCCCCUAUGCGAACUCGCACUAUCGUGCGACAACUUGCUGUGCGAUGCCCACGGCCGGCCCCCGUCUCCCACGAUCGUGAUCUACGUCCGAUACCCCAAAGGACUCAGCGUACGAUACGGCGCCACUGAAAUUGUGGAGACGUGUAGUAACCCUAGCUUCUCGAAGACGAUCCUGUUCCGGGCCAGCGACGGACUGUCCGGUGACGCGCUGGUCCGAAUCGUCGUGUAUGACGUCAGAGAGCGGGUCACCGAAACCGCAGUCCCCAUGGGGUUCACCGCGUUACAGCUUAGCACGAUCCAGGAGGCGCAAAGGUUAAGGGUGGCGCUGUUGACUCGUGAGAACAAAACCGUCGGCUUCGUCACCAUUAACGGAUGGAGCCUGGAACCUUCAUACAUCGGCACGAGUCCGAGCCACACCAACGAUAGGAACAGCAUCGAUAUACCUCAAAAGGUGCUAUGCCACCGGAGGUCUCAGUCUCUACCACCCAGACUCGGCUUGAAGCUGAAGUUUCCCUCGUACGGCAGCCUGCUGAAGCAGAACUUCGUGAACAGCCAUCAAGUGACAUACCGGUUUCACUCCGGACUAGGUGGUGAUAUAACGGUCCACGAGAUAAUGGCUGAAUCGAAGCUGUGUUACCAAAUGCCGAUGCAGUUGCUAGAUAUCUACAUACAACGAGAGCGGGAGCUUCUCGAAGAGUUAUUAUCAGUCGGCGAGAUGUGUGGCCAGUGGCAGAGCCGCCAGCUGGAACUAGUCAGCGUGCACGUGGCACUCCUGAAGCAUUAUUGUCACUCCAAGAGGUGCAUGGAGCAAGUUGACAACUCGUACUUCAAACCCAGCAGUCGAAAAGACGAAGCGAGCCUGGAGUUUGCACCAGUCAACUUGCACCUGCAACGCAUGUGGGUGCACAACGACACACUGAACAAGACCGGUUUCCACGACGUGGUCACUGUCGGCGCUUUCGCUGCGCAUACGCAUAAGGCCGAGCGGACUGGCGGGCUUAUCAGGCUAGUUCAACAAGUGAAAGACGUGAACAGUUCGAAGGCUGAACUGAAUUCUGCGACCAACAAGAUCCAAGCUGAGUACGACAACGUGAUGGCGGUCGCGCGCCUGCGCGAGGAGGUAUUACACGACAUGGACCGAGGCCUGAUGCUUCUGCAGGCCAACCAGGGCGCUGACGUACUCGCUCUCAUUGAGGCUAUAAAAUGUAAGGUGAAAAGCCUACUAGCCCUGUGGGACGCCAACGUCGUGGAAGAAUCGUUGUCGUAUAUUGGAUGGCCCAAGAACAACACAAACGAAGAGCCUGAUAGCCAGACCAUAUCAACUAUGAUGCGUUUGACUGAACAACUGACGAUUUUCGACGCGAUGAGCUCCGAUUGCGACACAUUCGACGCAUCUUCAAGCUCCAGCUCCAAGGAGACUUCGCCCACCUUAGACCUCCCAACUUUGACGUCCAGCGUGCCAAACAUUUGCCCCAAGAAUCGGGACAAAAUAUCUGAAGGCACCGAACUACAAUUUCACAAUGACUACUUCAAGAGUGAAAGAGAGGAGCGGAGCAGUUGGCACCAUUCGUUCAGAUCGGUCCGGUCUCGCCCCAGACUGAACGAAACCCAGAGUUUGUCUUUCGAGUCGAAUAAGACCAGACAUGGCAGUUUGAGGAAUGACUUCAAGUGCUCCGCGUCUUUGGAACAAGUCUCGUACAGAUGUCUCAUGGAGAGUCUCAGUGGGAAUGAUAAGAGGAAGAACUCGAUCCCUCGACGAGAAUCUGUGACGUUAGGCGGCGCGUGCCAACCCGACCCGGCCGCGAGGGAAACCAACCUGGCCUACUUGAAAGGAGUCGGGACGAGCGUGGAACAGAGCCUGGCCACUUUGGUGGAGGCAUUGACGCAACGCGUCGAGAGUAGCAGCGGGUCCAUAACCGACGAAGAGCUGGACGGUAUAAAGCGGUGUACAGACUCGCUGCGCUCAUCCGCAGACGCCGUCUCGCGGUGGUUGCGCGUGUCGCACGCCGCGCUGCGCCUGCGCUUCGAAGCGCCGCACUUUGCGCGUGAACACGCAGCCUUACAGACCAGGCGGGAUACGUGCUUCUCGCAAGCUCUUACUGCGGUGUGCACCGGCCUCCUGUGUUGGUUCUGCUCAGUACCCGCCGAUGUGGUUGUAAAGCUGCUGUCCAGCGGGCUAGGACCGCUGUGCGCUUUCGAAGGCCUGCUGAGUCUAUACUCCACCGAGAAGGCAAUGUGGGGAGACAUGGUCGUGGCGGUCGAAGACUUGCAGACAGUCGUGUUUACGCUGACCAAAGUCGCUCACAGUAAUUCGGCGAUACCGCAAGUGACUGGCACCAGAGGGGCCUUGACUGUCCUCAUACCGAUCUCAGACUCCCUGUACACGAAGUUCACCAACAAAGAGCACCUGACGUUCACGAUAACAGCAGUACUGUUCAACAUCGGCGUGAACGAGAAGGCGACUUUAGCGGAGGCUCUCGGCGAGACCACUCCUCAACAACACUCUAACGGAGAUAACCUGGACCGCCUGCACAAGUACUACCACAAGCACGCGAAGUUGUUCCCGGAAAUGUUCGCCGCUACCAGAGCAUCAUCAAGGACGAAACCCUUAGAGGAAGUGAUGGAAAAUCUUAGGAUAUCCGUGCACAAGAAAGUGCCGAAAAACGUGGAGGUCCUCCAGUUAGCAGCACUUGCCACGCGGCUUAUGAACGGCAUACGUUUCACGUCGUGCAAGAGCGCCAAGGACAGGACUGGCAUGUCGGUGACUUUGGAACAGUGCCAUAUACUAGCCACCGAGUACCACUUGGCCGAGCAUGAAAUGCAAAAGGCGCUCAGCAUUAUGAGGAGUGAGGGGUGUCGCCGUGAGAACACUUUCAAGAACAUAGGGGUUCGCAAGUACGCGUUCACCAAAAAGCAAGUGAUGUCUCUGCCUGAAGACUACCGACCGCCGGCCGGCACCUACGGCUCCUCGCAAACCUAGAGCAAGUGGUAACUACAACACUUUUAACCAAUCUGUUUCCAUUCCUGUAUACGUGUGAUUUUACAUUUUACUCUCUCGGUGAACAUCUCUGGGGAAUAUGUAUUUAAAUUAAGGUGUACUAAGAUCUAAACUAGCACAGGUACUAUUCAAAUGUUACCGCGCAGCUAUGUUCGCUUCGCCUCACGGAAAUUAUGUACUUUAAUGUAAAAUUAUUUAUGUACUUACAUACCUUUGAAGACUGCCUCGUGGUUAAGUCGGUUACUAUUUCAGGACUUCGUAAUUGUAACUUCGUGCGUGUACUUAA